GCUCGUGAUCGUUGGGGGAGUACGGCAGCUGCUGAUGCUAAGUAUUAUGGAAAUAUAGAUGUUUACAAUCUUUUGAAGGCCCGUGGAGCCAAAGUUUCGACCAGGAAGACACCAAUGGCAGUUUCUAAUCCUCGAGAAGUUCCAGAGUAUGAGCUUAACCCACUAGAGCUUCAAGUUCGAAAGGCUGAUGGUAUUGUCAAGGGUACAUAUCAAGUGGCGAAAUGGAAUGGCACAAAGGUUGCUGUAAAGAUUCUUGAUAAGGACAGCUGUUCAGACCCUGAGAACAUAAACGCAUUCAAGUAUGAGCUAACUUUGCUAGAAAAAGUCAGACACCCAAAUGUGGUUCAAUUUGUUGGAGCUGUUACACAAAAUAUCCCAAUGAUGAUAGUUUUGGAGUACCCUCUAAAAGGUGACUUGGGAAGCUAUCUUCAGAAGAAAGGGCGUUUAUCUCCAUCCAAAGCUUUAAGAUUCGCUCUUGACAUUGCUCGGGGAAUGAACUAUCUUCAUGAAUGCAAACCAGAUCCAAUCAUUCACUGUGACUUAAAGCCAAAAAAUAUUUUGCUGGAUAUUGGAGGUCAUUUGAAGGUUUCUGGAUUUGGUUUGAUAAGAUUAUCAGAUAUUUCCCCUGAAAAGGCAAAACUAGCGCUGUCAGCAAGUCACAUUGAUCGAUCAAAUUUCUAUGCAGCUCCUGAAGUUUAUAAAGAUGAAAUUUUAGAUCGAAGUGUCGAUUCUUACUCUUUUGGCAUAAUUCUAUAUGAGAUGAUUGAGGGAGUACAUCCAUUCCAUCCCAAGCCUGCUGAAGAGGUUGUAAAAAUGAUGUGUUUAGAAGGAAGGAGACCAUCAUUCAAGAUCAAAUCAAGAAGUUAUCCUCCAGACUUAAAAGAGUUGAUCGGAGAGUGCUGGGAUGAAGAACCUGUUGUCAGGCCAACUUUUUCAGAAAUCCUUGUACGAUUGGAUAGAAUAGUUGCUAGCAGCUCAAAACAACGGUGGUGGAAAGACACUUUCAAGCUUCCUUGUGGGGACUCUUUGCAGGAAAUAAGGGGCAUGUUCCCCGAACAAAAAAGGGGGGCAAAGUACAAAGAUUGAGGGGAUUUUCGGUCUCAAGAGUUUCAGAGCUUCAUCGUAAAGAGCUAUGCCUAUGACUUGUGUAAGAAAAUGAAGUCAUGUUGACAUAAAAAAACGAUGAGAAAAAUAUCCCUCGUUGUCUUUUCUCUUCAGGAGCUUGAAAGCUCCUUCCUCUGUAUAAUCUCUGAAAGAGUUUGUCACAUAUCGUUUGUUUGUACAUAAAUGAAAAGUGGAAGAAGAAACAAAAGGAUUAUAUACCUAUUAUUGCAUUUGGAUCUUGUUCAUCGCAGAAUUGAAAUAAAAAGACCAAAAACUU
Messenger RNA from Rubroshorea leprosula, 1381 nucleotides. The record is from the annotation of a GenBank genome assembly. NCBI's taxonomy places the organism in Eukaryota, Viridiplantae, Streptophyta, Magnoliopsida, Malvales, Dipterocarpaceae.